Messenger RNA from Hydatigera taeniaeformis, 402 nucleotides. The record is from the annotation of a GenBank genome assembly. NCBI's taxonomy places the organism in Eukaryota, Metazoa, Platyhelminthes, Cestoda, Cyclophyllidea, Taeniidae.
AUGUGGGAUGUGAAGUUAUGCAUGUCUGAGCACGACUUCGUUGCCAAUCCAUGCCUCUCUAUUGCCUCCACUCGUGACCUCCUUGACCUCAAACGCACUCUAGAGGAGCGCGAGAUGGCGCUUGCAGCUGCUCCACCUCCUCUCGUUUCCGGUCUAAAGGUCAAGGUCGCAAUGGAGGCACUGCAACCACAUCCUUCUCCACCGCCUCCUAUUCCACAGAAACCACAGCAUCAGCAGCCGCAACACAUAGUAGCAGCUGAACAACCCAUUUGGCCGGUGUCUGUGAGUCGAGAGCGACCACAAUCUCUUCUUCUUAUGCAGAAUCGCCUACCUGACCGAAAUGGCCGCCCUGAAGGUGUGGAUCAGUCCCAUCUUCGUGUCGAUCGCGAUCUGCUUCUGUGA